ACUCGUGCAACACACACACACACGCACGCACGCACGCACGCACACGCACUCAACCCACUAGCACCUUUAGGCCUGAGUGUGAGUGCGGCAGCCGUUGAGUGCGGAGCGGUCAUUGCGUGCGGUGAUAUUUGCGUGCGGGAAACGAAUUGCGUGUGGGAUUUGCGUGUGGCGAUUUGAAGAAAACGAUAGACAGAGAAAAUAGAUAAUAAAUGAACAGAAAGUGAAGUAAAGGAAGGAAGGAAAGAAAGAAGGAAGGAAGGAAGGAAGGAGAGGAAAAUGACGAACUUGAAUAACUGAGGUGAAUGAAGGAAACAGAAAUAAAAGAGAGAGAAAGAGAUAGACUGGAAUAAACAAAGGAAGAAGAAGAAGAAGAAGAAGAAGAAGAAGAAGGAAAAAGAAGGAGGAAGAGGUGGAGGAGGAGAAGACGAUGAAAGAAGGGAAACAAAAGAUUGAAAGAAAAACAAUAGAUAUAAAAAUUGACUAAGAAAGAAAGAAAGAAAGAAAGAAAGAAAGAAAGAAAGAAAAUAAAUAAGCGAAGAAAUAAAUAAACAAAUAAAUAAAGAAAGAAAGAAAGAAAAGAAAAAGAAUAAAGAAAGAAAAAAUCGACUUAAAGAAAAUACUGAAAAAAAUAAACAAGAAAAUAAAGAAAGAAAAAGAAAGAAAGAAAGAAAGAAAGAAAAUGCCAAGUUGGAGAAAGAAGAAGGAGAGCAAAGAACCCACCACCACCACCACCACCACCACCACCACCACCACCCCCACCAUCAACAUCAUCUCCAGCAACGCCACUUCAUCACCACCACCACCACCAAGUCAUCUCCACUCAUCUCCACUUCCCGGGGAGACUAGCGCCCUCCUCCACGGACCACACCCGGAGAUGAGCUACAUUGACGAUGGAGGAGGAGGAGGAGGAGGGGUGGUUGAGAAUGGAGGGGUUGGAGGUUUAGCGGGGGGAGCCAGCGCUCCCUCCGCCCCCCAAAAUCUCGCCCCCCUCGCCCCUCCCAAGUUCCAGGUGGCGCGCUGCCCCACCCCAACGCGCUCCCCCGACGACCCCACCAGGGACAACACCACCACCACCAUCCCCACCGCCAUCACCAUCACGGGCCCCGACGGCGCCGACGACAAACCGUUUAUGGUAGACAUGAAGGAGAUGAGCGGAUACGAGAAGAACCUCUAUCUCUACUCGGAGGAGAUGGCAGACCGCCCCCGGGUGUCCAUGAUGAUCAACUCGCUCGCUAACUACAACGCCACCAUCCCUUCGGCCGAGGAGAGCGACGCGCGCCCCGCCACCGCCAAGGCCAACCUGGGGACCCUGAUGGGCGUGUUCCUCCCCUGCAUCCAGAACAUCUUCGGCGUCAUCCUCUUCAUCCGAAUGCCCUGGAUCGUGGGAACGGCUGGAGGCGCCCUGGCGUUUACGAUCGUCUUCAUGUGUUGCUGUACGACCUUCCUGACGGGUAUCUCCAUGUCUGCCAUCGCUACCAACGGCGUGGUACCUGCCGGGGGGUCCUACUUCAUGAUAUCACGCUCGCUGGGGCCGGAGUUCGGGGGCGCUGUCGGCAUCCUCUUCUACACCGCCACCACCGUCGCCGCCGCCAUGUACAUCAUCGGUGCCGUGGAGAUACUGCUGACGUAUAUGGCCCCCGGAAUGUCAAUCUUCGGGGACUUCACAAAGGACGCGAGCAUUAUGUACAACAACUUCCGGGUGUACGGCACGGUGCUGCUGUGGCUCAUGUGUCUCAUCGUCAGCAUCGGCGUCGCCUUCGUCAGCAAGUUCGCCGCGGUGGCCCUCGCGUGUGUCAUCGGCUCCAUCAUCGCCAUCCUCGUCGGGGUCUUCUACAACAUCAACGGGUCGGACAAGUUGCAAAUGUGCAUCCUGGGGGCGCGGCUGCUGACCCAAGUCUCGAACUGCACCAAGGAGCCGGGCGGACCACUCUGGAACAUCUACUGUGCCAAGGAGAACAACACUGUGGCGGAGAACAUCGAGGACUGCGACCCUUACUUCCAGUCCCACAACGUGUCCGAGAGGCGGGCUAUCGUGGGGCUGGCUUCAGGGAUCUUUACGUCCAACCUCGGUCCUCAUUUCGGCAAGUUGGGACAGAUCGUGGCGGACGGCAAUGACCCUGAUGACUACGAGGCGCUCAACAACCCAACCUACAACCAGGUCAUCAUCGACAUCACAACCUCCUUCACGGUGCUAGUGGGCAUCUUCUUCCCCUCCUGUACCGGUAUCAUGGCCGGCAGCAACAGGUCCGGAGAUUUGGCCGAUGCACAGAAGAGCAUUCCAGUGGGCACCCUCGCGGCCAUCUGCACCACCUCCUUCGUCUACCUACUCUACCUCCUCCUCUUCGCCGGUUCCUACGACAUCCUGCUCAUGCGCGACAAGUUCGGGUACAGCGUCGGUGGAAGGCUUGCCAUCGCGGCGAUCUCCUGGCCGAACGAGUGGGUCAUCUUGGUGGGCUCGCUGCUCUCUACGAUUGGUGCCGGCAUGCAGUCAUUAACCGGGGCGCCGCGACUCAUGCAGGCCAUCAGUCAGGACAAUAUCAUCCCUGUCCUGGCACCCUUCGGAGUCUCGUCAGCGCGUGGGGAGCCCCUACGAGCACUGCUAUUGACUGGAUGCAUCUGUCAGCUGGCUAUCCUUAUCGGCAACCUGGACUACAUCGCUCCCAUCCUCUCCAUGUUCUUCCUCAUGUGUUACGGCUUCGUCAACCUUGCCUGUGCACUCCAGACCCUCCUGCGCACCCCUAACUGGCGGCCCAGGUUCAAGUACUACCACUGGUCGCUCUCCUUCGUGGGCCUGUCCCUCUGCAUCACGGUAAUGUUCAUGACCUCCUGGUACUACGCGCUGCUGGCCAUGCUCAUCGCCGGCAUCAUCUACAAGUACAUCGAGUUCCGCGGCGCCGAGAAGGAGUGGGGUGAUGGCAUCCGGGGUCUGGCACUCUCGGCCGCAAGAUACUCCCUGCUGAGGCUUGAGGAAGGUCCCCCGCACACCAAGAACUGGCGCCCACAGAUCCUGAUCCUGUCCAAGCUGACCAAGGACCUGGUGCCCAAGUACAAGAAGCUGUUCACCUUCGCCUCCCAGCUCAAGGCGGGCAAGGGGCUCACCAUUGCCGUGUCCGUCAUCGAGGGAGAGUACUCGAAGAGCUACGGGGAGUCCCACGCUGCCAAGCAGUCCCUGCGCCGUGCCAUGAAUGAGGAGAGAGUCAAGGGCUUCGUCGACACACUCAUCGCAAAGAACAUCACUGAGGGAAUCAGCCACAUCAUCCAAACCUGCGGCCUGGGUGGGAUGAAGCCCAACACGGUGAUCCUGGGGUGGCCCUACGGGUGGCGCCACUCCCCUGAUGAGCGGUCUUGGCGAGUCUUCCUGGACACCGUCAGGAACGUGUCGGCUGCGAAGAUGGCCCUGCUGGUACCCAAGGGCAUCAACUUCUACCCUGACUCAAUGUCCAAGGUUUCCGGCACCAUCGACAUCUGGUGGAUUGUUCAUGACGGUGGACUGCUCAUGCUGCUGCCCUUCCUGCUGCGGCAACACAAGGUGUGGAAGAACUGCAAGAUGAGGAUUUUCACAGUGGCCCAGCUUGAGGACAACAGCAUUCAGAUGAAGAAGGACCUCAAGACCUUCCUCUACCACCUGAGAAUUGAGGCCGAGGUGGAUGUGGUGGAGCUGAUGGACAGCGACAUCCAGACCUACACGUAUGAGCGCACUCUUAUGAUGGAGCAGAGGACACAGAUGCUGAAGGAACUGAGACUCAACCGCAAGGAGAAGCUGAACAUUUCGGAGUUAGGUUUUGAGGCAGCCAGCAUUGAGGACAAACUCCCCUUGGUCCAGGCCAUCGUCGACCACCACCACCCCACCAGCGAGCACUCCGCCAGCAAGGUCCGCUUCAAGGAGGACGAACCAGCGGCUGAUUCAGAUGCGGAGGCGGAUGGGAGCGGCGCUUCCGAAGAUACCGAGAAAAAGACCAAGAACGAAUGUUUCAAGAAACUCCUGACCCUCAAACCAGACGAGGCCAACGUGAGGCGAAUGCACACCGCCGUCAAGCUCAAUGAGGUCAUCGUCAACAAGUCUCACAACGCACAGCUGGUCAUCAUCAACCUGCCCGGGCCACCCAAGACCUCCCGCCCCGAGUCUGAGAGCAACUACAUGGAAUUCCUGGAGGUGCUGACGGAGGGGCUGGAGCGGGUGUUGAUGGUGCGCGGUGGUGGCCGGGAAGUCAUCACCAUCUAUUCCUGAGGGGUGCGGUGUUGUGGUGUUGCGGUGGUGGGUUUGGUGAUGAGUCGAGUCAUGUACUGUUCUGUGGUGGUGAUGAUUUUGGUAAUGUCUGGUACAGCUGCUACACCACCGAUGGGAAGUGUGUGUACUCCGCUGGUGGUUGUGGUGAUGAGCAGCAGUGGUGUUGAUGGUGAUGAAGGUGGUGUCCGAUCUCAAAGGUGACACAUCUGCGGACAAAGGAAAGAAAGAAAAUAUUGAAGAAAGAGAAGGAUGGAAAUCGCAUGAAAAUCAGUGUGUGUGUGUGCGUCUGUGAGUGUACGUAUGUGUGUGUGUGUGCGUGUGUGUGUAAGGGGGUCUCUGUGGUAAUGCCAAAUAUAACCCGUGUUCCAGUUCUGUUAAAUGGGGUCGGGUCAAGUCAGGUCAGGGCGAGUUCUAACGUGACCCGUCGCGGCGAACGUACCCAGCACCCGCCCUGACCGGCACCCUGGACCUGAGUUGUGACCUGCGAUAAGACCCGAUAGAGGUGUGGGGUUGGGUCUCUAAGCUCUGUACAUAGGAGGUAAAACAGGAUAUAAAACAACACUUAAAACCAUGUGAUUACAUAGUGUCCGAGGCGAGAUCGAGGAGGAGGAGGCGCCUACGAUUGCUGUGUUAUAUAUAUUAGGACAUGAUUUUAUUUUCCUAGUGUAGCACAUUACUAUUAUUAUUACUAUCAUUAUUAUAGUUUGAAGGAGCAUG
Messenger RNA from Eriocheir sinensis (Chinese mitten crab), 4945 nucleotides. RefSeq names its product solute carrier family 12 member 6-like (gene kcc). The transcript is spliced from 22 exons. Lineage: Eukaryota; Metazoa; Arthropoda; Malacostraca; Decapoda; Varunidae. Gene Ontology annotation, molecular function: potassium:chloride symporter activity. Gene Ontology annotation, biological process: cell volume homeostasis; chloride transmembrane transport; chloride ion homeostasis. Gene Ontology annotation, cellular component: membrane. The record is from RefSeq and is a predicted model, not a curated record. Bases 680 to 4228 code for a protein of 1182 amino acids.